ACAUAACAGUUCUCGGUUCGCCGUUCAUUUCAGUUAUCGUGCAUACGGAGUAAAGCGUUCAUGUUUUUAUCUCUACGUGUGAUAACAAAUAUAAACAAAAUCGAGUUUCCUAACUAAUAAGUUAUAGUUUACAACUUACCAAUAAGCAACUGUGUUUUCACUUUAUAAUUUGCAAUAUAUUUGUUGUUCUUUAAUAGUUGGGUCUUACUUUAGCUUAUUUUUUUAUAUCUCGACCGCGUGUGGCGGUGUUUACAAAGUUUGUAUUGUUUGAUAUCGUGUUUAGUUUUGUGUGUGUUUCACCCUGACCCUGUGCAGUGCAGUGCAGUGACUCAUUAAGAGUGUGAGGUGACUGCUUCAAGCUGGCCUCGUCGGGCGGAGGUAGCCCGGCGCCGCAGCCGGUGCAAUGGCGGGUGCGGAGAAAACCAGUGGUCUGCUGCAAGCGUUUUGCCUGGCACAGUGACGGAUAUGGGUGAUAUAGUGGUAAUAGGUGAUUAGUGUGAAAUGUGAGGCAUCAACUAGUGAUAGUGUUAGUGAUGUAACAUUCUAUGGAAGUGUCUGUGUGUUCUCGGAAUGUUCACGAAACACGGAAAGACGCUUGAGCGGUGUUCUCACCCCUCACAUAGAAGCUGCAAGAAGAAAAAACAGCCCCCACAUACACCCUGGAAAUACUUGAUGAAUUGCCCACUCGUUAGAAAAUGUUUUGGUCUACAGCUCCGGAGCAUAGAAGAGCCGUCAGGUGGCGCGGGCGCCGGCAUGCCCGCGCCUGCCUGCUACGACGCGGAGUGUGCACGGACAGAAGCCUGGCUCGAUGAGAACCAGGAGUUCGUGCAUGAUUAUUUCUUAAGAAAAGCUCCGCGACAAGUGGUGGACGCGUGGUUGGUGUCCCAUGCUACACCGCCCAGCGCCGAACUUCCGUCCCCUUCGAGAGCUGGCUCUGGAGCCACUACACCAGUUAGAAAGAUCUCAGCGCAUGAGUUCGAGAGAGGUGGUCUGCUGAAGCCACUAGUGACGACUGUAGAUGGGACUCCCACCUUCCUGGGAGACCAGCCUCAUGCGACACCCUCAAGGCCUCAGAGGCGCUCUAGGCACGAGCUCAAACAGCUGGACGAGAAGGAGCUUAUUUUUGAACUGGUAAAAGACAUUUGCAAUGAACUGGAAGUACGGGUUUUAUGCCAUAAAAUCCUGCAAAACGUUUCAAUUCUUCUUGAUGCGGACCGAGGCUCUCUGUUCCUCGUCCAAGGAGAAAAGGCCGCCUCACCUAUUCCACAAAAUGGCAGAUGCCUGGUGUCGAAGCUCUUCGAUGUCUGCUCUAAGUCAACUCCAGAACAGAUGGAACAGCUUGAGGAGAUCAGGAUACCAUGGGGCUCAGGCAUCGUUGGCUACGUGGCGGAGAGCGGCGAACCCGUGAAUAUACCUGACGCGUACAAGGACGAAAGGUUCAACCAUGAUAUCGAUCAGCAGACAGGCUAUAAGACAAGAUCGCUCCUUUGCAUGCCGAUUAAAGACAUCAAUGGCGAAGUUCUUGGAGUCGCACAGGUGAUAAACAAACAAAAUGACGGACCAUUCACAGCAUACGACGAGAAAGUAUUCUCUUCGUAUCUCCAAUUCUGCGGCAUUGGUUUACGGAACGCACAGCUGUAUGAACGGUCGCAGCUGGAAGUGAAAAGGAACCAGGUGCUGCUGGAUUUGGCGAGAAUGGUCUUUGAGGAGCAGAGCACGAUAGAGCAUAUGGUGUUGAGGAUAUUGACCCAUACGCAGAGCUUGAUUCGCUGUCAAAGGGUGCAGGUGCUGCUGGUACAUGAAGCGUCAAAGGGCAGUUUCUCCCGUGUCUUCGAUCUGGAGGCGGGUGAUGAUGAAGAACCUGGUACUCCACGGACAUCGCCAUACGAGAGCAGGUUUCCCAUCAACAUCGGUAUCACAGGCUACGUUGCAACUACUGGAGAGACUGUAAAUAUACCCGACGCGUACACGGAUGCACGGUUUGACCCUUCAGUGGACGAGGGUGCUGGCUUCAAGCACAACACAAUCCUUUGUAUGGCGAUCAAGAACUCUGAGGGACAAAUUAUUGGUGUUAUACAGCUAAUCAACAAAUUUGAUGAACUGCUCUUCACAAAGAAUGAUGAGAACUUUGUGGAGGCGUUUGCAAUAUUCUGCGGUAUGGGAAUCCACAAUACACAUAUGUACGAGAAAGCUAUCACUGCCAUGGCCAAACAGAGUGUAACAUUAGAUGUUUUAAGUUACCAUGCAUCGGCAUCAAUAGAUGACGCACAAAGAUUACGGAGUUUAAGAAUACCAUCAUCAGCUCACUUCAGCCUCCAUGAGCUGUCAUUCGAUGACAUCGAUUUGACAGACGACGAUACACUGCGCGCCUGCCUGAGGAUGUUCCUAGAUCUUGACUUUAUUGAACGGUUCCACAUAGACUACGGCGUGCUUUGUAGGUGGCUCUUGAGCGUUAAGAAGAAUUACCGCAACGUAACCUAUCACAAUUGGAGACAUGCGUUCAACGUCGCUCAGAUGAUGUUCUCAAUACUUACGGAUACUCAGUGGUGGCAGAUUUUCGGUGAGCUCGAAUGCCUGGCACUGAUCAUCGGAUGUCUCUGUCAUGAUCUCGACCACCGGGGGACUAACAACUCCUUCCAAAUCAAGGCAUCAUCACCCCUGGCCCAGUUGUACUCGACGUCGACGAUGGAGCACCACCACUUCGACCAGUGUCUCAUGAUCCUGAACUCCCCUGGAAACCAAAUCCUGGCGAAUCUCUCUUCUGAGGAUUACGAAAAGGUCGUCAAGGUGCUGGAAGACGCUAUACUUUCCACCGAUUUGGCUGUGUAUUUCAGUAAAAGAAAUGCCUUCCUGGACAUAGUGAGUUCGGACAAGACGGUAACACCUGCCUGGGGCGAGUGCGAAGAGCGUCGCGCACUGCUGCGUGCGAUGUUGAUGACGGCGUGCGACCUCGCCGCCAUCACGAAGCCCUGGCCCGUGGAGAGACGGGUGGCGGCGCUCGUCGCCGGGGAGUUCUUCCGCCAGGGUGACCUGGAGAAACAGAACCUCAAUCUGACGCCCAUCGAUAUCAUGAACCGAGACAAAGAGGAUCAGCUGCCAUCGAUGCAGGUCAAGUUCAUCGAUACUAUUUGCUUGCCCAUUUACGAGGCAUUUGCCGUACUCCACUCAUCGCUCCAGCCGAUGUUGGACCGCGUGAAAAGCAACCGUGCGCACUGGAUCGAGCUAGCAAACGAAGCGAGCAAUGGCGAGAAAUUCGACUUCUGUCUUGACAAGGAGCCAGAGAAAAACGACAAAUCCAGCGCGAGCUCGCACGUAGACGACACGGAGAACACGUACGAGGGAGACAGCAGUGGUGCAGUCAGUCUCUCUUCGGAGACCAACUCGAAAUACGACAAUCUGGAGAAUCCGGUUGUCGGCCUCGUCUGCAACAACACGUUGACACAGCGGGACCCGACGAAGUUCUGCCAUUUGAACGAAAUGAACUAAACGACCUGGCUUUGACGGUGCCCAUAUUUAUGUUGCUGGUUAAAUUUGGAUUAUACCGUCGAAGGUUUGACUUAGCUGAUAAAACUAUUCUAAUUGAUAAGCCUAAAAGUAUGUCUUAUUUACCGUUUAAAUCUUUAAAGAAAAUCGAAGGAAAAGAAGAGUCCUUUGGAUUAACUGACCGAAACACGUUAAAUUGUGAGCCGUGUUACAAUUUUGAAGCUGUUAUAAAUGUCGCGAGAUUAAUCUGUUACAAUUUUACGAACGCACAUCUGGACUUCUAUAAUCGAAAUAUUAAUUUGUUAACUGAAAAUAAGUUUAAUAAAGAAUGACAAAUAUCCAUUAAAAUAUCAUAACAUAUUGGCUUCUAGGCUUGUUUAAAGUAUUGGUCCUUCUCAGCUCAGCGUCAAAUGGUGAAUUGGCAUGAUUUAGUUUUAGUACAAAUUGUAAUUCACGGAGGCGUUUCACUACAUUCGUAGAUAAGAUCAUUAGUUUUAAAUGUCAGAUACUUAAGCGAGGGCAUGUUAAAACAUUUUAAUGUUUUAGCUGAUUUCGGCCUGUUUAUAUAAUACGUGACAUGAAAGUUAAACACUUACCUCAUUCAUUCUAUUCCUACUACGUGUAAUUAACAUGAAUUAUUUUCGUGUCUUGCUAGUUUUUGGUAUCAUUUAAGAUACUUUUAUUUACUUUAAUUUUAUGUUCUCACGCGUUUGGUAAUACAUUAUAAUUGAAAUCAGGGCCUAUCUGUCUUAGCGAACCUGUAUGACCGAGAUACCAAAAAUUUUUAUAGUUAGGUAUUACUAAAUUGAGACCGGAAACAUCUUUAGUAUUGUGAUGAUUUUUGUAGAAUUAUUUGUUUUAGUUUAAACCCUCUAAGUCCAUUUCAUGAGCGAAUGUUAUGUGGGCGAUAAGGUCGUGUAAAUACAACUAUUUUAGAGGAUUAACAGUUAAUGUGAUGAGUACUUACUUGUGAGUUUUUGUUUUCUACGUGUUUCUGCAGCUUUAUGUAAUACCGCUAUCAAGGCAGUUUGGCCUCGUUUGCGGAUACGUGAUGCAUCAUGACGUAUGUACGAUGUAUGUACGCGAUUGCGUUGGCGUACAAGUUUGUUCUUCGUUCCUGUAACCAAUAAGUUUGAUAAGUAUUAGAGGCUUACGUUUGUGUUGAAUAGUUAUGAAAUAUCUUACGAGUCUUUAGCAGUAAAAGAUUUAUCAUACAAAUUUUCUAGACUAAAACAUUUAAUACUUUGUCAAACUCACGAUAGAGCUAACGUACACGCACGCAAUCGUUUACGUUGGUCAAGUUAUGUUGCCUCAGAUCGUAGUACUUGGGACGCAGUAUAGCAAUUAUUAUUCGCGUAUCAUAUGCAUCGUGUCUCCGUUGAUGAGCCCUAAAGUCCGUAAAACCAUUCCAUUAUAAUUUCAUACCAAAUUCUACUAUAAUUGUGUCGUCUACUAACCAAAAAGUCAAUUAUGUAUGCUGAGAUUUUUUUGACUUCGUAAACACUUCACAAUUAGCUCGUGUGUUAACGAUGUUAGGUUUAAGAAAAAUAACAUUCUAAGGUUAAGAGAAUAACCUCAAAUUAUUGAAAUACCACCGUUUUGUCAUGUUUAAUAGAUGACGAUGUGAAUUAAUUCAUGAUUUUUUGUAAUCUCGAGAUAUAUAUGUGGCGCUUGAAAUUGAUAAUAAUGGAUUUUUUUACAAGUAAUUUAUUGAUGUAUAACUCAAAUAUUACGCGGUCUUGGUCUACAAUUGUCUCUUUUCGAUUUGCACGACGCAAAAAUUCUGUUCAGUCAACGCUAAUGACAUCUUGGUAAAUGUAUGAAGUUCUUGAUUCUAAGGCUUCUAAGUUGUAACAUUUUUGCGUUGUUUGCAUUGCGCGAUCGUGUUUUGUUUGAUGAUAUACACCAAUAAGAACUUGGUUCUUUUUUUAAUUUUCAAUAUAGCUUCUUUAUGAGAAGUUAAUGUAAUGUGAAAACCUUUUUAUUUUUGAACAAAAACCGUUUUCUUAUUCUCGAAUCCAUAAUUAGUUAUUUUAAGCACCACAACUAUGACCAAAAUAAAUGUAAGUACUUACUACUCGCAAACAGUUUUUGAUAAUUGCUUAGAAUUUUCUAUAAAUCAAUUAAAUUUUUUAUAUCGACAGUAUUCGUCGCUAAAGUUAUGACCAAUUCUUAAAGAUUAUAGAAAAAUAAUAUUUUGAAAUUGGAAUUCUCUCUAUAAUCGUAGAUAUUUAAAAAUCUCAAAUUAUUGUGGUAAUCAUGUACAACGUUAAUGUUAAGAUUGCUGUAAGUAUUAUUAGCAAGUAAUUAGAAAAUUAAUAUGACGAGAUGUAUGGUGUGUGAUUCAUUAUGGAGGUUGUUUUGUUCCAAACAAAAUGUUAUUUAUUUAUGAAUAAACAAAUUUUGAAAUA
This is a messenger RNA of Pieris brassicae (large cabbage white), 5894 nucleotides long. It is a transcript of the gene Pde11, whose product is annotated as dual 3',5'-cyclic-AMP and -GMP phosphodiesterase 11. The transcript has 20 exons. Gene Ontology annotation, molecular function: 3',5'-cyclic-GMP phosphodiesterase activity; protein binding; 3',5'-cyclic-AMP phosphodiesterase activity. The record is from RefSeq and is a predicted model, not a curated record. Gene Ontology annotation, biological process: signal transduction. The coding region runs from base 571 to 3486 and encodes 971 amino acids. NCBI's taxonomy places the organism in Eukaryota, Metazoa, Arthropoda, Insecta, Lepidoptera, Pieridae.